AUGGAUCAUUUUCGUCCUCGAUCUGGCUAUCAGCCUUGUGAUACCUUCUUCGUUGAGGAAGACUUGCGCGCACAGGCCGAAAAGCAGGCGAAGCAGGAACAUGAUAAGCUUGUGAACCGUGAGCGACAGUACGCCAUGGCUACUCAGCUCUCGCGUCUCACCAGCGAUGAGUACCGCGACGACGCCGUCCAGCAGAUGAUGGAAAUGGACAGUCGAACUUUGCCAGACGUCGAGUCGAUUGACAUCCAGUCCGAGAUUCAAUGGUUCAUGCGUCCCUACCUGCUCGACUUUCUCAUCGAGGCCCACUCUGCCUUCCAGCUUCUUCCGUCGUCUUUGUUCUUGGCGAUCAAUUUGCUGGACCGUUAUUGUUCCAAGCGGGUGGUCUACAAGCGUCACUACCAGCUGGUUGGUUGUGCGGCCUUGCUGAUUGCUGCCAAGUACAAUGACAAGAAGGACCGUGUCCCAACCGUCAAGGAGUUGAAGUCGAUGUGCUGCGCCCUCUAUGAUGACGACAUGUUCAUCCAGAUGGAAUGGCACGUCCUACAGACUUUGGGAUGGUCCGUCGGACACCCCACGGUAGAUGAGUUCCUCUCGAUUGCCCUGUUGGAUGAGCCUUAUGACGCCGAAGUUGAACACAUGGCUCUGUACAUCUUGGAGAUCGCCCUCUUCCACCGCGACUUUGUUUCCAAGCUAUCGUCUGAGCUUGCUCGUGCUGCCCUGGCUCUUGCCCGCUGCGUUCUCAACCGACCUCAGCCUCGCCACAAUGACUGGGCUGCUCAGUAUGACUCGUCGACCGUCGUGGAUCUUUCCCUCCACAUCCACCAACCCUCCAACGUCGUGGCCCGCAAGUACGCUUCGUCCCACUUCUCUCGAGUUGCCAAGAUCAUGGAGCAGUUCCUCAGCCGUCAAGCUUCUCUGGCUAGCUACUCUCGUUGCACACCCCCAGUUGAGAGUGCAGUUGACUCAAAACCCUACAUGGGGGAGAUGGGACUCGCGACUCCUCAGAAGCCCCAGCAGUUGAGCGCGGUCUCUCGCGGAUACAUGACCCCACCCAUCACCCCCGACACUGGAGCCUAUUCUUCGCAGGCUACGAGUCAGGAGCUUGGUCAUGGUGCCACGGCGCCCCACGGGUGUUUGCCAUCUGAAGUCGACACUGAAAUGCAGUACAUGGCUACUGACGCGUAUCAUCCACAGGAGGCUGUCUAUCUUCCUCAACAGUCGCACCAGGUGGCCAGUUAUGCACCUCAGGGUCAGAUGGCGACCGAACAGACAUACUCAGCGAUCAUGUAG
Molecule: messenger RNA, 1290 nt
Organism: Penicillium diatomitis
Lineage: Eukaryota; Fungi; Ascomycota; Eurotiomycetes; Eurotiales; Aspergillaceae
Exons: 2
Coding region: 1-1290 (429 amino acids)
Biological process (GO): mitotic cell cycle phase transition; regulation of cyclin-dependent protein serine/threonine kinase activity
Cellular component (GO): cytoplasm; centrosome; cyclin-dependent protein kinase holoenzyme complex
Molecular function (GO): cyclin-dependent protein serine/threonine kinase regulator activity
Source: RefSeq, a predicted model, not a curated record